AUGGAAGACUUGACCUCGCCCACAUCAACUGACCCCAACCAUAACAGGUCGCUGUCGAUAUCGACAGCGCACGCAUCUCUGCAACGCCCAAACAUUGCCCGCGCUGCCACCACGACUGCCGCCGUGAGCCCUGGAACCAUCAUCACCCGAGCGCGACGGGAACCUGCCCGGCCGGAACUGCCACGCGCCAUCACCUCCACGGCAUCUCUCAUCGGCCGACCUCAUCUCUCCAAGGACACGACGGACCGCAUGGACCACCCGAGGGCUUCCUUCCUCUCCCGCGCAACCCAGGCGAUCUCCAAUCAACUGGAACUGGGCCCCAACGACCACCGCAAUGCGCCUCCUGCUCCUUCAAAUUGGAGUGACGCCCUGCACCGCAAGUACCUAGUCCGCCUGUGGGACAUGGUCGAGGAGAAAGCCGCCAAGUCCAAGUCCCAGGUCUCCACCACCACGCGAGUCGUCGGCACGGAGAAGUCGAUGCUCCACAACUUCCCCGAGCUGGGCAAGGGAGAUGUCGUGCUGAACCGAGAUUGGGUCGAAUACGUGCUUGGCGUGGCGUUGAGGCAUCCCUUCUGUACCACGGAGAGGAUGGGUCGUUGGGAGAUUCUUGCCUCUAGUGGUGGCGCCCGGGGGACGUGGGGACCGUGGUGA
Molecule: messenger RNA, 651 nt
Organism: Lecanosticta acicola
Lineage: Eukaryota; Fungi; Ascomycota; Dothideomycetes; Mycosphaerellales; Mycosphaerellaceae
Source: the annotation of a GenBank genome assembly